AUGGCUGACAUCCUGGCGAGGAAGAAAGCGGCUGAGAGCUUUCUAGCGGGACUCGACACGGUGUGGCAUGCAAACCGUCUCUCUUUCGCACCUUACACGGACGACGCAAAGUUGUCCAACAACCAGAUUGCCAACUGCGAGCAUGUGAAGGAAAUCUUCAAGGACACCCGCGUCUUUCAGAAGGAGGCUGACUUUCACCUGCACGUUUGCAAGCGUGCUCUCGAUGCGGUGAGUAACCAUCCUGUCCUCUUUGCAGGAAAGUGGCGCCAAGGCAAGUCUGCCUUGGUCUCAUCGCUCCUCUAUGAGGCGAAGAAAGGGCAGGGCGUCCACUCCGUCGACGACGUGCAAGAGAAUCGACCAAGCAGCAAAGCGAAAGCACAGACAGAGUCAACAAAUCAGAAACAACCCCAAUCCGGUCGGUAUGCACGGACCACGAACAAAGUCGAUCUCUUCGAAGUGAAAUUCGAUGACGUCGGCACGAUUUGGCUGGCAGACACGCCUGGGCUAGAGCCAGAUGAAAAGCAUGAUAUUAUGCAGGGCCUCCGUGAGGAGCUCAAGAAGCGUCAGCGCAGCGAGCAUGUGUUCACCGACGUCAUUGUUCUUGUGAUUGCUGGCCAUUCCGAAGGUCUGUCAGGUCUGUCGUCGACCGAGUUUAUGGACUGGCUGAAGGACACCUACUCAAAAGCACGAGAGUCUGCAAGCAUGCGCUGUGUCAUCUUGCCAGUGCUCACUCAUGGGGACACGAUGGACAUGGACGAGAUUGCCUCAGAUCUUAGCCAAGUGAAGAGCAGGCUGUCUGAGGUUGCAGCCAAGCACAAGGGCAGCAAGGCGGUAUCAUGUGGGGAUACCCAGGCAGAGAUUCUCGACCCCUUGAUUGUGACGAACUAUGCGUGGUACUCUUCGGGCGAGGUGAAGAGGGAGGGCAAGAAUGUGGAUUCGAUUCUUCGAGAGAUCCACGACCAGGUGCUUCAUCAAAGCAGUACGCGUGGCUUCUUCUUGCAGUGGUCCCAGUUCUUGACAGAGGAUCUUCAGAGGAUGGUGGUGCAGUUCCAAGCAAAGCAUGAGGACGAAGAGACCGAGCGACGCCUUUUCCAUCGCACCUUGGCUGCCAUCCUUGCCACCUACAACCAGCAGGCAUUCAACAUGGAGUCUGCCUUUCCGAAGCCAGCCUGGAACCUCCUUCCAACCUUGGAGCGCCAACUUCGGGGAGAGGAGUCGCAGCAGGAGCGCUGGCAAAGGUAUGUCGUGGCAAGGAUGCCAACUACGCCAAGUGCAUUGCUCCCCUUGAGUGCUCUGGUAGUGUGUGGCCCAGCAGCGUGGAGGUACGGGCCUCGCGUGAUGUCCAGAAUUCAGAAACUCUGCAAGGGGGUGUUCUUCGGCUCCCCGUAA
Molecule: messenger RNA, 1389 nt
Organism: Symbiodinium sp. CCMP2592
Lineage: Eukaryota; Dinophyceae; Suessiales; Symbiodiniaceae
Source: the annotation of a GenBank genome assembly